Messenger RNA from Mustela erminea (ermine), 773 nucleotides. RefSeq names its product HIG1 hypoxia inducible domain family member 1B (gene HIGD1B). Gene Ontology annotation, cellular component: mitochondrion. Lineage: Eukaryota; Metazoa; Chordata; Mammalia; Carnivora; Mustelidae. The record is from RefSeq and is a predicted model, not a curated record. The transcript has 4 exons. Gene Ontology annotation, biological process: mitochondrial respirasome assembly. The coding region runs from base 394 to 693 and encodes 99 amino acids.
CUGGGAUGACUCUGGCUCCCUGGGGCCAGAUCCCGUUCUGUAGCUCCCUCAGGAACAGCCGUCACAGAUUCAAGGCCAGUGGGGGUCCCAAGGCUCAAGGCCUGUUCCUCCCACCCUCAUCUGCGGAUUUUUCCAGCUGCUUUUCUUGACCCAAGGAUCACAUAGGGAUACAAAUGGAAGUUUGGGGACGGGAGGGGAGAGCAGGGAAAAGAGUGAAGUCAGAAUGAGCAGAGGAAGAGGCCUAUGUUAGAAAGAAGGGAUGGAAGAAACGGUAGUAGUGGUCCAGCCUUCUGACACAGGAGACUUGGGACAUCUUUUCAAGUAGUGGCUGUGUUGGGGCAUGGACUGGGCUGAAGCCUCAGAGACCCAGCUGAAAACCCUGGGGCCAGGACCAUGUCUGCAAACAAAGGCUGGUGGGCACCACCUGAGGGCGAAGACAGUGUGUCUCAGAAGUUCCUGAGGAAGACCAGGGAGUCUCCGCUGGUGCCUGUCGGCUUAGGAUGCUGCCUGGCAGUGGCAGCCUACCGGAUUUAUCGGCUGAAGGCACGUGGUUCCACCAAGAUGUCCAUACACCUGAUUCACACCCGCGUGGCAGCGCAGGCCUGUGCCGUGGGUGCGGUCAUGCUAGGUGCUGUGUACACGAUGUACAGAGACUACAUCAAGAGAUCAGCACAGGACCCCGGGGAGAAGUAGGACUCCUGUAGGGCCUGGGGCAGUCAGAGCCUCGUCCAUCAAUCCCUGGUACGUUCCUAAUAAAGCAGUUUUGAAGAAAA